CGCUCGCGCUCGUUUUAUGCAACCAGUCUUGCUUCGGAGCGGGUGACUCGUCCCCGGCCCUUUCUAGGGAGGCGUGCUGCUGGUGAUUCUCACCGCGGUGACAAAUCCGCACACACACACACACAUACACACAAUCACUCCCUCACUCAUUCACACACACGUAACACAAACACGUACACUUACAUAUAAACAGACACGAACACGAACACUAAAUAAUAUGAGAAGAAAAAAAAUUAAAAGAAACGGAUAUACGAAGAAGCAGCAAUAAUCAUCAGGCUGAGCGUGAAAAAAAGGAUUGAAUAAUGAAAAGGGAUAAAGAAGAAAAGACUUUGUUCAUUGUGUUUCGUGUGGGCACAGUAGCCUCUAAAAAGUACUGGCGAUCAUAAUAGUGCGGAAAAGAGUGACGUAUGUAAAAAAAAAAUAUGUACAUCGUUUUAAAAGUAAUCGACACCCACAUCAGUGCAUUUGACUGCUUGGCCUCGGGCUCGCUUGUUCACCUCAUUGUGUAUUAUUCUACUGACAAGAUUGAAAAACGUGUGUGUGUAUUUGGGUGCUAAGUUCGUUGACAAGGUUUGUCAUCGAAUGAAACGAUCGUGAUAUAAACGUCAGGCCCGAUGAAACGAAGCAUAAAUAUUGACUGUUGUGUGGUGAACGUAACGCUAAACUUUUUUUCUUAUCGUUACUCUGCUUCUUGGGGAACACGACGAAACAGCGAAUUCCAUUCUAUCGUGCGUUACUCUAGCAGGCUUACGAGAUCGUGCGAUAAAUUCUAAAUAUUCGGUGUUGUGGGUAGUUAUAGACACAGCCGGCGCGUGCCGUGAAGCAGCUCCUCCCACGACUACGAGUUAUUUCACUCGACGGUGAACGCAAGUGACGGAGCACCUCGUAUUUUCUUUGCCUCAGUUCGAAGAUCUGAGCUUUGUGUUGAUAAGACAGAAAAAAAAGACGCACAGCGAGUCUGAGAAUGUGAUCGACGAAAUACAGUGUGAAACAACACCUUGUGCUCUAUCUCUACGUUGAAUAAGAUUGGAGAAAGAGAGAGAGAGAGAGAGAGAGAGAGAGAGAGAGAGAGAAAGAGAGAGAGUGAAAAAGGAUAAGUAUAAACACGCCCUGAAGUUCAGAGUGAAGAGUGAUGUCGGUAGGACAAGUGUCGUGUCGUUGGUGAAGCUCGACCGGUUACUACACACCGCGAUACUCUCACAAGUGGUAACAAAUUCGUGUCGCGGUCAGUGUCUAUCGCUUACGGGUGCGGUGUAUUAUCCACGCUGUUUUUCCGGGGCAGUGUAUAUCGCACAGUGGCUUUCGAGUUAUUCGACGUAAUCGCGAGCGCUCCUUCCAUCAAUAUAAGCGAGAAAAAUAAAUAAAAACGGGUGCUUACGGCUCACUGUAUCACGAGUAUACACGAGCGCGCACGUGCACAAACGUGCAAAAGUUGUGCGGCUAUUGGUAAAAACGUUCGGUGUGAUCAGACCCGUCAAAGUUAUCUCAAGAAUACGUAAGAUUAGUGUGUUUUGUGUAUGUGUAUAUUCUCGUCGCUCCGAAGGUUAACUCGCAGGCCGUGACACGAGACAUCGUGUUGAUCUUACGGUCACGUCGUGCUCCUACGUUACCGUCGUGCGAGAAUCGCGCGCUGCGACGACGUCCAUCGUAACUACCGAAUUGACGCUACUACUUAACGUUCCCACCAAAUUUCGACGACAAAAAAGGGAAUCAUUGUUUACACGAAAAAAAAAAGCAACGAAACUUUCCAGCUCGAAAACGCAGCUACGAAUUCGUCGAUAUUUUCAUCCAUUUCUGUUACUACUCGGUGAUCAGCGGCAAUAUUUGUUUCUUCCGUGGUUCGUCGCUUCGGUCGGUCGUUGCGAGGACCGUCAGUCACACACACUUGUACACACACAGUCUCACCCAUAAGAGACACGUACAGACGCACACACACUCAUACACGAUGGCGGACGACGAGGUUCUCUUCGACGAUGUUUACGAGCUAUGCGAGAUUAUCGGCAAGGGACCAUUCAGCGUGGUGAGGAAAUGCAUCCACCGACAGACUGGCCAGACUUUCGCUGUUAAAAUCGUCGACGUGGCAAAGUUCACCUCGAGCCCGGGACUCAGCACAGCCGAUUUGAAACGAGAAGCGACGAUAUGCCAUAUGCUCAAACAUCCGCACAUUGUUGAACUCCUUGAGACUUACAGCUCCGAGGGCAUGCUCUACAUGGUCUUCGAGUACAUGGAUGGGUCAGAUUUGUGUCUCGAAGUUGUGAGGCGAGCGACCGCUGGAUUCGUCUACAGCGAAGCAGUAGCCAGCCAUUAUAUGAGACAAAUUCUGGAAGCUCUUCGCUACUGUCACGAGAAUGACAUAAUACAUCGGGAUUUGAAGCCCCAGUGCGCCCUCCUCGCCGGGAAGGAAAAUUCCGCGCCGGUGAAGCUCCGCGGCUUUGGCGUUGCCGUGCAACUUCCUUCAUCACAAGCGAAUGGCGUCGAAUGUUACGCGACCGAGUAUCGUCAGUGUCUGAGCCCAAAGGGGCAGCUCUACUUGAAGGCCGACAGCGAGGGGAGAGUCGGCUGUCCGCACUACAUGGCACCGGAAGUCAUUCAACGCCGACAAUACGGCAAACCAGGGGAUGUUUGGUCCGCGGGAAUUUUACUACACGCCCUGCUCACCGGCACUCUACCAUUCGUUGGAUCCGGUGAACGUCUUCGAGAAGCAAUAUGCCGGGGCCGUGUUCAGAUGGAAACAUCGCAUUGGGACCAUAUCAGCGAACCGGCUAAAGAUCUCAUUCAGAGAAUGCUCACCACGGAGCCGAAUCAUAGGAUCACCAUUCAAGAGGUUCUCAACCAUAAAUGGCUCAGAGAUCGUGAUAAGGGAGCUGCCAGAAUUCAUCUGAAUGAAACUAUAGAAGAACUAAAGAAAUUUAAUGCCCGACGGAAAUUAAAAGAUGCGGUUAAAGCGGCCGUUUCCUCAUCCAAAUGGCACUUACCUUAUUCGGAAGCGAACGGAGACAGCUUUUCUGACGUUGGCGACGAUGAGGUCACAACCACAGGUGCAAUUGCUGAAAUAUUGGAUUCCCUUGACGACAUUGAAAUCCUGCACGAAAGUGGCAGACUGACACGCGGCGAAAUACUUUCGGCGGUGGAUGAUUAUCGACUGCGAGCAAUUUUGGAGCUUUACGACCGUAUCUCCAGUAGAGUGCCAACGCCAACACGUGCUCCUCAAACCGACGCUGUUCAACGAGCCCGCGAAGUCGAGGAUGUCUUGCGAGAGAUCGAGCUAUCAACCUACAGAAAUGUCGACCGCGCUGAUCUUCGUGAGCUUCAGGAGCUACUCAGCCAGCCACACUUUAAGGCAUUGCUGCAAGCUCACGACGUCGCUGGCCACGAGGUCUACGGAGAAGAAGCGACGAGGGUCACGCCACCCCCGCUUUUACCCUAUCUAAACGGUGGCGAUGAUCUCGAGGGUCAAAAUGGCGAGUUGGAUGUCGAGAACGUAACUCGAGUCAGACUAGUCCAAUUCCAAAAAAAUACCGACGAACCAAUGGGGAUCACGUUGAAGAUGAACGAGGAUGGUAAAUGUGUAGUGGCAAGGAUAAUGCACGGUGGCAUGAUUCACAGACAGGCAACACUCCACGUUCUCGACGAGAUCAGAGAAAUCAAUGGAAUUCCAGUGGCCAAUCAGUCGGUCAACGCCUUACAGAAGAUGCUCCGGGAGGCUCGAGGAUCAGUGACGUUCAAGAUAUUGCCAUCGUACAGGAUUGCGCCGCCUCCCUGCGAGGUACAAUUGUUCAGGAUUAGGCCUCUGCCAGUGUUAAUUUUCGUGCGUGCUCAAUUCGACUACGACCCACUCGAGGACGAGCUUAUACCAUGCGCCCAAGCCGGUAUCGCCUUCAAGACCGGUGAUAUACUCCAAAUAAUAAGCAAGGACGAUCAUUACUGGUGGCAGGCGAGAAAGGACAACGCGGCCGGUUCCGCGGGUCUCAUACCGUCGCAGGAACUUCAAGAAUGGCGCAUCACCUGCAUGGCUUCCGAAAAGAACAAACAGGAACAAGACGCUGAAGGAGAGGGAGGCUGCUCUCCUCACACUGAAGGCUGCGAUGGCUCGACAGUCAAUUGCUCAAUUUUUGGCCGCAAGAAGAAGCAGUACAAGGAUAAGUACCUAGCGAAACACAAUGCUGUUUUCGACCAGCUGGAUCUGGUCACUUAUGAGGAGGUCGUUAAAAUUCCUUAUUCCUCCUUUCAACGCAAAACUCUAGUCCUUUUGGGAGCCCAUGGCGUUGGUCGUCGUCACAUCAAAAACACAAUUAUCGGCAGGCAUCCCGACAAAUACGCCUAUCCCAUUCCACAUACAACGAGGCCUCCACGAAACGACGAAGAAAGUGGACGUAACUAUUAUUUCGUAUCGCACGAUGAAAUGAUGGCUGACAUUAGUGCUAACGAGUAUUUGGAAUAUGGAACUCACGAGGACGCGAUGUAUGGAACGAAACUUGAGACAAUCCGAAAAAUACACGAGGAAGGGAAAAUGGCAAUUUUAGACGUGGAACCACAGGCGUUGAAAAUCUUACGAACAGCAGAAUUUGCACCAUACGUUGUUUUCAUCGCUGCACCCGUGGUUCAGAGUCUGACUGACUACGACGGAAGUCUGGAGGGUCUUGCGAGGGAUUCGGACAUGCUCAAACAGGCGUACGGUCACUUCUUCGAUCUAACGAUCGUAAACAACGACAUCGACGAUACAAUCGCACAAUUAGAGGCUGCCAUCGAGAGAGUACACACGACACCGCAAUGGGUGCCGGUGUCUUGGGUCUACUGACAGCGGUCCUCGCCUUGUCGCGUUGUGACAACGGACUGCAACGGAUCGUCGAACCGACGACAGCAGUGAACGCGCGCACCGAGGCGAGAUUUCGACGAGCGCGCUUCCGGUUAAAGAUCAAGAUUCUCCGGCGUCUUGAGAUCAUUCCGCUAAGAGUAAAAUGGGCUGACACUAAGAGCCGAUCAAAAGAAAAUUUACUCGAAACAUUUUUGGACCAAUCGGCGCGCUUUCGUCGAUUCCAAUAUUUUUUCUCAAUCUACUCUUUGUCCAGAGGCGUCAAAAAAGAAUGACCGCGAGGCGCCAUCAUUCGCCCGCGAAAUAACGAAACGGGACGCGAAAUUAAAACGAGACGAAAUUUUAAACUAAAACGAGAGGACAAACCGGAAGUAUCUGGUGAAAGAGAAAAAUAAAAGGAGAGCUCGGACCUCGGACCAAUCUCAGGCAGAUCGCAGUGUAAUUUUGCCAAACGAAAGACUUGGAGAUGAAAAAGGAACGGAAAAGAGGAGAAAAGAUCGACGGAGCGAGAGAAGAAUUAAGAAAAUAUUUAUGAAAGAGAAAAAACGAGGACGAUUCGAGUGUGCGACUGUGGCCGCGUGUUCAUCAUUAUAUUGUUUAAACCAACUCGAUUAUACAUAAUUAAGCUGAUAAGAUGUAAUCUCAACGAUCCGAAUGGAGGAGAACGCGUAGCGUGAUUGGCCGAUCAAAAGAUUAAAAAAGAAAAAAUGACAAAAAACCAAAAAAAAUUACAAUUAUAAUAAACUUCAAACAAGUUAAUAAUAAUUAAUCGAUACGAAACCAGAUGAAGAAAAAAAACGUAAAUAAGCGAGUCAACGACAUACUUGUCGCUGCAAUAAUGACGUCGAGAAAUAUAUAUGUGAAAUAUUAACAAAAAAAUAGUGGGAAUUGGUGCAUUUCGCGAUUGAUUUAAGUCGGAACUGUCACAUUUCCGGCUGGAGGAUUAUAACGAAGAGGAGACUCGCGAAAGAGAGAAAAAAAUAUCGUCGAAACUCUUAAAACGCGCGUCGAUCGUUCGAAUCGUCUAUUAUAUAUAUAUACAUACAUAUAUAUAAUAUAAACAUAUAUUUACGUUGCGAUUAUUUUUUUUCUCGGUGGUGUCGAACAACACCACGUAAAAUAAAUGCUCGCAACAUGAAACACGGAGUUUUCUAUUGUUACUCCGUAGAGCGAGAGAAGAACUUUUAAGUACGGAAAUCAAAGACAUUACCUCCUUUAGUAAAUUCAUAGAUUCGUAAGGAUAAAUAGAAAACAAAGGAAAAAAAAAGUUAAUGAAAAAAGGAGAACAACUAAUCGAGGAAUUCGAGUGGAUGGCGUCAAUUCCGUCGUUGACGCAAAAACGAUUUUCUUUUUGUUCGUCGUCGUCGUUUAUAUUUUCGUUCGUAUUCUUAUUCUUGCUAGGAAAAGACGUCGGAUGUGGUUAAAACUACGACGAAGUAAGAAUGAUGAGAGAAAAAUUAUGAUGGAUGGUAAAAAGAAAGAAAGAAAGAAAAUAACGAGGAAAUCAUGAAUCUAUCUGUAAACUAUAGUUGCCUCUCUACUGUACUUUUACUCGUGUUUAACUUACGAAAAGAAGAAUGAAUGAAAGAAACAUCGCAAACAAACAAAAAAACAGUUGAAAAAAACGAUGCAAAAUUCGAAAAUUACUAGGUAUUCGAAAAUUUAGUGAGCUGAGACCCACCGCAAUAACUACCCUUCUUAUUAAUCGGUCACGAUUAAAGAGCGAAUGGAUGAUUUACUUUGUAAGAGAACAAUUAUUCCUAAAGAAACGAUGAACGAAGGAGAAAACUAGAGUGGGGAGAAAGAGUCGACGAGGAUUUUUUAACAAAUCGUUCUCGCGACGCGUUGUUUCUUAUGAUAUUUCUCUUUUCUACCCCUUUUUUACUCUACUUUUCGCUCCAAUGUCUCACGCCUUUUCGCUAACGCGUUAUUUUCCUAAUUUUUCUUUCAUUCGAUUCCAUUGUUUUGUCUGCAUUUGGAAAAAUCGUUAUUGCGAGCCACUAAAAUUUGUGCCAUCGUUAAAAAGUGCUUGCCAUUGACGAUUUCUUUUUUAUACUCUUUUCCUUCCACUCGUAUUAUUUAUUCCUUGUAUGAUCAUCGACUGUGUUUUCAAUACGUUCCUUUCUUUCAAUAACUUGUAACGUUAAAACGCGUCAAUCGUCGUCUCAAGGACAUUCCAUUUUAUUUCAAUCCCAUAUUUUUUUCGGAGACUCAAUUUUACAUUGAACAUUCUUUCGUUAUUCGAUAUACACACAAAUCUGACAUGGACCUCGAAAUAACGUCAACGAUUUGUUUUCAGUCUUUCAAUACGACCUUCUCGUACAGACACGCACACAUUCGUUAUUUUAUUUCAUUAAAAUUAUUUAUUUCGAUUUAUAAUUGAUCGAAACACAUGAAGUCAAAGUUCGACAAUCCGCUCAGCUACGAUUUCCUGUUAGAUGAAUCUCUCAGUGAAUCAUUCAGAAAAGAAAUGUAUGCUCAGAAAAAAUGAGAAAAUCUUCGUGUUUGUCAAAAUUAUUGAACUUUGUGACUCGUCGGAACAUAAGGAAAAGAGCGUGAAGCAAAACAAUGUUACAGAUAUUGCAAAAUCAUAGAGAUAAGAACAUUUUCGUGUCGAGUGACGACCCAAUUUUCUAUCAAUUGAUCCGCUGAUUGAUUCACCUUACGGAUCUAAAAUCGAAAAAUCACAACGAUCGAAACACGGCGAUCCUGAAAGGAACAAAAUGUUCGUUAAACAUUCGAUAUUACAAAAUGAGUUACGACAGCAAAUAAAUCACUGACGGAAUCGCACGACUGACAGCACAGGGAAAAAAAUAAAAUAUACAGCAUUUUCGACUAAUCGACACACGCACACGAAACACCUAAAAAUUGCUGCAAAAACUUCGGGAAAAAAUGCACGUACACGUGCAAGAAAACACUAGCGAGAGAGGAUCUCUCACAUACACCAAUUAACUGACUAAAUAAAUAAAUAAAUUGUGUAUCUAUCUAAUACUGAAUCGAUAGAGAGACUAAUAAUAAAAAAAAAUAAAAAAAUGAAAAAUCUGCAAAUGCAAUCCUUAGGAACGAUUGGUAAUGGAUGGAGAAGAACGCGGGAGAAUGUGCGAGCCCACAGGGCCGAUUUCACCUUCACUUUUUUUUAUGUUCUCGGAGCCGCGGAUUAUUGUCGGGUAACUUGAAACGAUAAAAGCUUGGAGAAAAAAUAUUCAAAUAUAGAGAAAAUAUCAUUUGGAGACAUCGGAUUGUACGACACAUGAAAAAUCUCCAGUUUCUUAUUUCUUCAUUUUCCUAUUCCAUUUCGUUUGCCGCGUCCUCGGUGUCGAAUUUCACAGAAGCUUCAAGCCUCGAUACAAAUUUAUUUCUGUUUGUUCAGUUCGUUGAAAAAAUGUAAAAUUUCAAAGAAUUACGACACUUUACUACCUCUUCGCUUGAUUCUUCGUCGCCCUGAAGUCUCGAUGUAUUUUUGUAGCAGUCGUCUCGUUAUUCUUGUUCCUCGUUCUCACAGACAAAUAUGCGCAGUUAUCAUCGCGACGUCCACAGACUCAGGUCUUCAAUGGGGAGAUAAUUCUCCAGAGAGGCCAAUUAGAGCGAUAGGGUUGGAAAAAAGAGUGCAGCUCUCCGAGGAGAAUUGACUUGAUUGAUUUCUACUGCAUUUAUAGAUCGCUAUUGAAUAAUUCAUUAAUUUUGUAUCGAUUAUUUAACUGAUUGAACAAUUAACUCGAUCGGUAUUAAUCAAGUCGAUUCUGUCCGAAUUAUCUGAGAUUCAGGUCUCUCAGGAGGAAAGAAAGAAAGGAAGUAAAACGACCCCCGCGAAGGGGACCCUUUAGGGUUAACGACUAAUUGUAGAGCUCGUCGAUUCCGUUGGUGUGACUAUUGUGGUAUGAAUGCAACGAAUGAGAGAUCAUUCGAGCGAGAAGUAACAAACUAAAAACAUAACAACAAAAUGAAGGAAAGCAGAUUAAAACGAUGGAGGUUAAUGUUGAUGCUGGUGAUGAUAACGAAAGGUAAGUCAUUUUGUAAAAUUUCUUAUAAGUUUUAGCUGCCAUAUCCAGUGACGAGUACAUAAGUAUGAAAUUAUAACAGAAUGAGAAAAUAAAAUGGGUACGCGUUGAGUGAGGUGUUGAAAAAAAACACAUACACACACGUAAUUACGAUAUUAUAUGCCGAUGAAGAGAUUGAUUAAGCGAUCAUAAAUUAAUUACGACUAUGACGAUGAUUACGAUUAUGAAAAAAAUAUGAUUGUCGUUACGAACCUGCGUGCUGCUAGUAAAACGUGUUUGUAUCAAUGACACUGGAUGAGCUGAGCUAAGGACGUAGAUCGAAGACGACGAAGAAAAAAAAACAUUUAAGAAAUAACAAAACAAAAUAAACAAAUAUGAAGAAAAAAUCGAGAAAAUAACACAAACAGACGACGGGUCUAAAGAAAACAAUAACAGUUCAUUAUAAUUAUGUAAUUGUAAAUGAGAAAGGAAUGAAGAGUAUUAUAACACGUUGUUAAUUGAAUUAAUAAAACUAGCCCAAGGUA
Molecule: messenger RNA, 9335 nt
Organism: Venturia canescens
Lineage: Eukaryota; Metazoa; Arthropoda; Insecta; Hymenoptera; Ichneumonidae
Gene: CASK
Product: peripheral plasma membrane protein CASK
Exons: 22
Coding region: 1946-4798 (950 amino acids)
Biological process (GO): protein phosphorylation; regulation of neurotransmitter secretion; intracellular protein localization
Cellular component (GO): cell-cell junction; plasma membrane
Molecular function (GO): ATP binding; signaling receptor binding; protein kinase activity
Source: RefSeq, a predicted model, not a curated record